CUUUAUUCAUUAUUUGCCACUGCAAAAGUGGGGAUUCUACAAGUACUAUGCAUUAUUCUCUCUUUGCACUUUAACAGAUUAUUUGCCCUUAUGCCUUUAACUGAAGACGAAAGUUCUAAUAAAAAUGGUUUGUUGCCUAACACCGUAACCGACAAAGCGUCAAAUGUAUUACGGGACAUUCUAAAUCAGGAGAGUUUGGUGCGCUUUUCUAUGGUACAAAAAAUACAAAGUUUAGUGAUGGAUGCUACCGACAGGAAAACUGAUAGUCAAGUUAUAAAUUCGAAACUUAGCGAAGUGACAAAAGACUUACAGAAUUUGGAGAUGAAAUACCAAGUGAUGAAGGAUGAAAAUGUCAAACUUCAAGAGCAAUUAAAAGCGAUACACGGGUCAGUAAAUGACAAUAAAAAUAUGACUUUGGAAAAAAUCAAAACCUUGAAUGAAUCUCAAACUAUCACUUUUAAAAGCAAUCUCAGAAAAAUGAAAGAACUUGAAGAUGAUGAAAGAAAUCAAACUGUUGUCCUAAAAAAUAAUGACCGUGUAUUAACAAAAGAAAUUAAGUUUCUCAAAGAGAAAAUGAAUGAAAUGAACGUGACAAUACAAAGCAGCGUGAACCUUGUCGAGAGGGUGGAAAAGACAGAGGACAUGUUAAAAAGUAUUUUGGUUACUUACAAUGAAACACAGGAGAAUGCUGAGGAUGUGAAUGAAUUGAAAUUGGUAUCGUCAAAAGUGCUUUCAAAGAAUUGCUGGGAAAUUUUACAAAUAUUCCCGGGUACGUUUGAAAAAGAUGGAUUAUACACAGUAUUCAUUGCCUUCGAAGAAAAGCUUGUUUACUGUGAUAUGAGUACAGAUGGAGGAGGGUGGACGGUAAGUAUAGCUUGUUAUAAAGUUAAGAAAAUAAUACACUCUCAAGGAAUUUCCUUUCACUACAAUAUUUUAUUUCUUUGA
This is a messenger RNA of Saccostrea cuccullata (small rock oyster), 945 nucleotides long. RefSeq names its product angiopoietin-2-like. NCBI's taxonomy places the organism in Eukaryota, Metazoa, Mollusca, Bivalvia, Ostreida, Ostreidae. The record is from RefSeq and is a predicted model, not a curated record. Bases 91 to 945 code for a protein of 284 amino acids. The transcript is spliced from 2 exons.